UGAAGCGCUGGGUUUUGACCAAAACAAGCGGCGACGGCGCCACUGUAGCGUCUAUGGCCGAGGCGGUGAGGCCCCAGCGCCGGGCCAAGGCCAAGGCCAGCCGCACAAAAACCAAGGAAAAGAAGAAAUAUGAAACCCUACAGAAGGAGGAGUCUGAUGAAGUCUCCCUUCCAAAAACCUGCGAAGAGCAGGAAAUCUCGUUUCCUGCUUGUGAAGUCAGGGGAGAGCACGUGAAGGAGUUAAGUGAUGCCUGCCUCAAGAACGAUGUUGCCAGUGGACAAAGCGAAAGUGAAAUGUUUGAAAUACCACUCACCUCCUUGACUCUGAGCAGCGAAGGGUCCCUGGCGUGUAACAUAGAGCCUCCAAAGGAAGGGGAAGAGGGCAGAGCCUGUGUCAGGGACAGUGCAAGCGAGCUGAAGGUUGACUCUGGAGACAAUGUUGGAACUAAAAUAGAAGCCCCCAGGAACUUCACGGAAGUAGAGGGGAGUAAAUUGGUGCAAUGUGGACCUUCCGAAAGCACACUGGAAUCUAGUUCUUCUUGCAUUCAGCAGGAAAUCGAAAAUUUACAAGUCAUAGAAACUGAGGAUAGGAAAGAAGACAAACCAACCCUGGGUUGUUCUUCAGAGGUGCUACAGAGCGUUCGCUUGCAGAGUUCCUGUGAAGCUAAAGACGUUUUUCAGCCACCUAGGGUGAAGAAACUGUACCCCCAGCUGCCCGCUGAGAUGACUGAAGUGCCAGCUCUAGUGGCAGUGAAGCCCUUGCUUUGUAGCGAGCGACUCUACCCAGAACUCCCAUCUCAGCCGGAGCUAGUACCAUUUACUAAGGAGCAGCUAAAAAUCUUAGAACCUGGCUCUUGGCUGGAAAAUGUUGAGUCAUAUUUGGAAGAAUUUGACAGUAUGGCUCAUCAGGACAGGCAUGAGUUUUAUGAGCUGCUUUUGAACUACUCCCGAUGUAGGAAGCAACUGCUGCUGGCUGAAGCUGAGCUCCUUACUCUGACGUCUGAUUGCCAAAAUGUGAAAAGUCGACUGUGGCACUUUAAAGAGGAGCAAAUGCUCGUGCAGGGUAUCUGUGCAGACCAAGUGAAAGUUUCUGGCUAUCAUCGCUACCAAAGAGUAGAGAUGAAUGAAAAUGCCCUGGGAGAGCUGAAGAAACUAUUUGAUGCCAAGUCUGAGCACCUCCACCAGACCCUGGCCCUUCACUCUUACACCUCUGUGCUCUCAAGGUUGCAAGUGGAGUCUUACAUCUAUGCCUUGCUCAACAGUUCAGCUGUUCUGAGAUCUUUAGCAAUUCAUCAGGAAGGCCGAGCUUCUAAGCAGACAGAAAGUAUUCCCUCUGACUUGUGUCAACUAAAGGAGUGCAUUAGUGUCCUGUUCAUGUUCACCAGGAGAAUCCAUGAAGAUUCUCAGUUCCACGACGAUAUUCUUCUCUGGCUGCAGAAAUUGGUGUCAGUGUUACAAAGAGUCGGCUGUCCUGGAGAUCACCUCUUCCUUCUCAACCAUAUUCUCCGGUGCCCAGCUGGUGUUAGUAAAUGGGCUGUUCCUUUCAUCCAGAUCAAAGUGUUGAAUAACCCAUCAGGAGUCUUUCACUUCAUGCAGUCCCUUGCCUUGCUGAUGUCUCCUGUCAAGAAUCGAGCCGAGUUUAUGUGCCACAUGAAGCCCAGUGAGCAGAAGCCAUCCUCAGGGCCCGCGUCUGGGACCUGGACUCUGGUAGAUGAGGGAGGAGAAGAGGAUGAAGACCCUGAGACGAGCUGGAUUCUCCUUAAUGAAGAUGACUUGGUUAUCCUUUUAUCACAGUUUCCAUUUCAUGAGCUCUUUCAGCAUCUUCUUGGAUUUAAAGCAAAAGGUGAUUAUUUGCCUGAAACAACAAGACCUCAAGAAAUGAUGAAAAUUUUUGCCUUUGCCAGUUCAUUAGUGGAACUUCUGGCUGUAGGGUUAGAAACCUUCAACAGAGCACGCUAUAGGCAGUUUGUGAAGCGCAUUGGCUAUCUGAUCAGGAUGACCCUUGGCUAUGUGAGUGACCACUGGGCCCAGUAUGUGAGCUAUAAUGGUUCUUCAGGACUGCCCCUGCAGCCCUACUCCACGGAGAAGCUACAACUUGAAUUUGAUGAGCUGUUUUUGAGGGCUGUCCUGCAUGUGCUGAAAGCCAAAAGACUCGGCAUUUGGCUGUUUAUGUCUGAAAUGCCCUUUGGGACGCUGUCAGCCCACAUGCUCUGGAAGCUCUUCUACCUCAUGCACCAGGUGGAGGAGAGCGGGAACCUGCAGCAGCUCUGCUGCACGCUGCAGCCGGCCGAGUGCAAGAGGCGGCUCCAAGACCCAGAACAUUUUGUGAACUUUGAGAAGUGCCUUUCUUCCAUGAAUAGUUCGGAGGAGAUUUGCCUUUUGACCACUUUUGCUCAGAUGGCUCAGGCCAGAAGAACCAACGUGGAUGAAGACUUCAUAAAAAUUAUUGUUCUGGAGAUAUAUGAGGUAUCUUAUGUCACCUUGUCCACGAGAGAGACUUUCUCAAAGGUUGGUCGAGAGCUUUUAGGGGCCAUCACAGCUGUUCACCCUGAGAUAAUUUCUAUCCUUUUGGAUAGAGUUCAAGAUACCAUUGACCAGGUUGGAAUGGUUUCUUUAUACUUGUUUAAAGAAUUGCCUCUGUAUCUUUGGCGACCUUCUGCCUCCGAGAUAGCUGUGAUUCGGGACUGGUUAUUGAAUUACAACCUGGCAGCGGUGAAGAAUAAACUAGCCUGUGUUAUUCUGGAAGGGUUGAAUUGGGGAUUUGCUGAACAGGGUACCCUUCAUCUGGAUCAAGCAGUCCAUACUGAAGUGGCCUUGAUGGUUCUGGAAGCUUAUCAGAAGCACCUUGCACAGAAGCCAUAUGCUGGGCUUCUUUCCGAGAGUAUGAAGCAGGUUUCAUAUUUGGCCAGUAUUGUUCGAUAUGGAGAGACACCUGAGACCUCCUUUAACCAGUGGGCCUGGAACUUGAUCUUGAGGUUAAAACUGCACAGAAAUGAUUAUGGAUUACAGCAGAAUUGUCCCACCGUUCCCUUUUCCAGCAUGGUACCUGACAUGACAGAGUCACCCAUGUUCCAUCCUCUCUUGAAGUCUGUGAAAGCGGGCAUGCCCAUUGGCUGUUACCUCGCCUUAUCCAUGACGGCCCUGGGCCACAGCAUUGAGAAGUUCUGUGCAGAAGGCAUCCCAUUGUUGGGAAUUCUGGUCCAGUCGAGGCAUCUGAGAACAGUGGUCCAUGUGCUGGAUAAGAUUCUGCCUUUGUUCUACCCUUGCCAGUAUUACUUGCUGAAGAAUGAGCAGUUUUUGUCCCACCUCCUCCUGUUCCUGCACUUGGACAGUGGUGUCCCACAGGGUGUCACACAGCAGGUCACCCACAAGGUGACGCAGCACCUGACAGGAGCCAGCCAUGGGGACAACGUGAAGCUUCUCAACAGCAUGAUCCAGGCACACAUAUCUGUAAGCACUCAGCCCAAUGAAGUGGGUCCUGUUGCCGUGUUGGAGUUCUGGGUUCAGGCACUUAUAAACCAACAGCUUUGGUAUCGAGAACAAGCCAUCCUCUUCCUCAUGGACCACUUGUGUAAAACAGCUUUUCAACUGAUGCAAGAAGACUGUGUGCAGAAAUUACUCUACCAGCAGCAUAAGAAUGCUUUGGGUUACCACUGUGACCGGAGUUUGCUGUCCUCUUUGAUGAGCUGGAUCGUGGCAGGCAACAUCACUCCUUCCUUUGUGGAGGGGUCAGCCACACCUACCCAGGUCUGGUUUGCAUGGAGCGUGCUGAACAUGGAAUCCAUCUUUGAAGAAGACUCCCAGCUCCGAAGAGUCGUUGAAGGGGAGCUGGUUAUAAACUCUGCUUUUACCCCUGACCAAGCUCUGAAGAAAGCUCAAGCCCAGCUGAAGCUCCCCAUCGUCCCGUCUCUGCAGAGGCUGCUGAUCUAUCGCUGGGCCCACCAGGCUCUGGUCACGCCUUCUGAUCACCCUCUUCUGCCACUUAUCUGGCAGAAGUUCUUCCUUCUGUAUCUUCACCGCCCAGGACCACAGUAUGGGUUACCCAUAGAUGGUUGCAUUGGAAGAAGGUUUUUUCAAAGUCCUGCUCAUAUCAAUUUGCUGAAAGAAAUGAAGAGGCGUCUAACCGAGGUGGCAGACUUCCACCAUGCUGCAAGCAAGGCCCUCCGUGUUCCAGCAGAGGGCAGCGAAGGGCUGCCAGAGAGCCAGGCCAGCACCUCUGUUUACUUCACUUCACCAGAACUGCACACGGAACUCGUGAGGCUUUUCAAUGUGUAUGCAUUAUGGCUAGAAGAUGAGACCUUCCAAAAAGGAGAUACUUAUAUCCCUUCUCUACCAAAACAUUAUGAUAUUCACAGGCUAGCAAAAGUGAUGCAGAAUCAGCAGGAACUCUGGAUGGAGUAUUUGAACAUGGAGCGCAUACAUCACGAGUUCCAAGAAACUGUGGGUUUAUGGAUACAGGCUAAGCUGGAGUCCCAUUCCCCACCCUGUAGCGGGUCAGCUCAGCUGGACUUCACUGAUCCUUUGCUGGCUAAAGAAAGGAUUUUAAGUAACUUGCGGAAGCACGAGGCUCCGCAGCCUCCCCUCCUUCUGCACCCUGUGAGGCCUCCUGUGCCGAUUAUUUCCUCAGCUGUGCUGCUGAGUGACAAAGACGCCAUUCAGCUGGUGUGCACAGACCUGAACUUGUUGCAACAGCAGGCCAGAACUGCAGCUCUUCGGGAAUCUCAGCAGGUUGCCCUGGAUGGUGAGCUGUUGGACACAAUGCCCAAACAGUAUGUUAAUCGAGAAGAACAGACCACACUCCAUUUGGAGUGCAGAGGCAGUAGUGGCAAGAAAUGCCAAGGAGCAGCAGUUGUAACGGUUCAGUUUGAAGGUAUGUGUAAAAAUGAAGCGAUUAGCCAACAGCUCCAUGUUUUGCGAAAAGAAGUGAAGCAGUUGCAAGCAGAAGCAUCAAAACCGCCAUCCCUUAAUGUGGUGGAAGCUGCUGUGCACGCAGAGAACCUGAUUACGGCCUUAGUGAAUGCCUACAAGUUGCAGCCUACACCUGGGGUCCAGAAAGUUGGCAUCAGCCUUUUCUUUACUGUUGUGGAUUAUGUCAGUGAGGAGACACAGCGUCAUCCUCCCACAAGGCAGUUCUUUACUUCAUGCAUUGACAUCCUGGGACAGGUGUUUAUCAGUGGCACUAAAUCAGAAUGCAGGAAAGUGCUUCAGACCAUCCUGAAGAACAGACGGCUCUGCUCCCUCUUGUCCCCGUUCUUCACUCCCAAUGCUGCACCUGCAGAGUUCAUACAGCUCUAUGAGAAAGUGGUGAGGUUUCUAAGCGAGGACAACAGUGAUAUGAUUUUCAUGCUGCUAACUAAGUUCGAUCUUAAGCAAUGGUUAAACGCCACUAAACCUCCUCUGUCUGAUCGUACCAGGCUUCUGGAGUCCAUUCAUUUGGCACUUACUGCCUGGGGCCUUGAACCAGAAGAAGAUAUUUUGAUGCCAUUUAAUCUUUUCUGUAAGCACUGGACUUACCUCCUUCUGUACCAGUUCCCUGACCAGUACAGUGACAUUCUCAGGCUGCUGAUGCAAAGCUCUGCGGAGCAGUUGCUGAGCCCUGAGUGCUGGAAAGCCACUCUGAGAGCCCUGGGCUGCUGUGCCACAAGCUGCCAGCAGGGGGCAGCGUCUGCAGAGAGCACCGUGCUUCAAAGCUCCUCACAUGUUCUCCUGUCUGAUGAGCAGGUAAUGGAGACGAUACAGUGGCUUUCAGACUUUUUCUACAAACUUCGGUUAUCCAAGUUGGACUUUAAAAGCUUUGGUUUAUUCUCAAAAUGGAGUCCUUACGUGGCCGACGUGAGGACAUUCUUGGGCUAUCUUGUGAAAAGGCUGAUUGACUCAGAAAUGGCCUCCUUGGCCCAAGACCCAUCUGCUAACAGCAAAUCAGUGCUGAGAUCCCUGCAUUCAAGAAUCAUCGCACUGUUUAAGCCAUGGAUCCUGGUUUUAGAGGACAGUGAAAGCAGCCAGCAGCGACAUUACCCGUGGCUGGAGAGCGAUGCUGUGGUGGCUUCGAGCAUUGUGCAGUUGUUCACCGACUCUGUGGACUCACUGCACAGGAGAUUCCAAGAUAAACUGUUGCCAGGUGAUGAAGGAGCCCUUCGGUUACACCUGAUGCAUUAUUGCGAAACCUGUACAGCCCCCAAAAUGCCAGAGUUCAUUCUGUACGCUUUCCACAGUGCCUACCAGAAGCUCCACUGGAAGGACCUGCACCCUGACCAGAUGCUCAUGGAGGCCUUCUUCAAAGUAGAACGAGGAAGCCCCAAGAGCUGUUUCUUAUUUUUGGGGUCUGUCCUGUGUGAAGUCAACUGGGUUAGUGUGCUCUCAGAUGCCUGGAAUCCGAGUCCCCUCCCAGAAACCCAGAGCAUGAUUGUCUGUCUCCUUUUCAUGAUGGUUUUGUUGGCAAAGGAAGUUCAACUAGUAGACCAACCAGAUUCACCUUUACUCAGUCUCCUUGGACAGACAAGUUCACUUUCGUGGCAUCUUGUGGAUAUUAUGUCAUACCAGAGCGUGCUAGGUUAUUUCGGCAGUCACUACCCACCGUCCAUCAUCCUGGCAAAGGAGUCUUCUGCUGAAUUAAUUGUGAAGCUCCUGAAAGUGUCUGCAGGCUUCUCCAUUCCUACUGACAGCCAGAAACAUCGCGAUGCAGUUCCAAAGUGCCAAGCUUUCACUCAUCAGAUGGUUCAGUUCCUCAGCACCCUGGAACAAAAUGGAAAAAUCACCUUCACAGUCCUAGAACAGGAAAUGUCUAAGCUCUUAGAUAAUAUCAUUGUCUUUAACCCACCUGACAUGGACAGCCAGACCCGCCACAUGGCCCUCAGCAGCCUCUUCAUGGAAGUCCUGAUGAUGAUGAACAAUGCCACUAUUCCAACAGCAGAGUUCCUCCGGGGUAGCAUCCGGACCUGGAUUGGCCAGAAAGUACACGGGCUGAUGGUGCUGCCCCUUUUAACAGCAGCCUGCCAGAGCCUGGCUUCCGUCCGCCACAUGGCCGAGACCACAGAAGCCUGCAUCACUGCCUACUUCAAAGAAAGCUCCUUCAACCAAAAUUUCGGCUGGGGCCCUAUUCUGGUGUCCCUUCAGGUCCCGGAGCUCACUAUAGAAGACUUCCUGCAGGAGUGCCUAGCCCUUGGCAGUUACUUGACUCUCUAUGUCUACCUGCUUCAGUGCUUAAAUAGUGAACAGACUCUCCAGAACGAAAUGAAAGUGCUGCUGCACCUGAGCAAGUGGCUGGAACAGGUGUAUCCAAGUUCCACGCAGGAAGAGGCCAAGCUGUUUCUGUGGUGGCACCAAGUGCUGCAGCUGUCUCUGAUUCAGACCGAGCAGAAUGACUCAGUCCUGACAGAAUCUGUGAUCCGAAUUCUGCUCACACUGCAGAGCAGACAGUGCCUUGUGGCGGAGGAGAGGCUCAGCUCUGGGAUCCUGGGGGUAAUCGGCUUGGGCCGGAAGUCACCCUUGUCUAACAGGUUCCGGGUGGUUGCCCGAAGCAUGGCUGCCUUCCUUUCAGUCCAGGUUCCUACAGAAGAUCAGAUCCGAUUGAAACCUGGCUCUGACUUACAUCUGACUCCCAAAGCUCAGCAGGCUCUGAGUGCUCUUGAAUCCAUGACCUUGAGUAAGCAGUAUGUUGAGUAUCAGGAUCAGAUACUGCAAGCCGCCCAGUUUAUAAAGCACCCUGGCCAUUGCCUCCAAGAUGGGAAAAGCUUCCUGGCUCUUCUUGUUAACAGUCUGUAUCCAGAAGUGCAUUAUUUGGACAACAUUCGAUAGUACCACUGAGGCUCUUGAAAAACCAUGUUGCUCUUUAUGUUUACAUUUAACUUUGCUGUUGUACCCCUAACUUCCCUCGGUUUCACCGCAGAGUAAGUUCAACCAAGGAGCAGUAGAGUGAGAUGCAAGUCGGGAGGCAUUAGGGAAUUCUGGAGUGUGUGUAAGUGUGUCUUCUUAGCUCUUAAAACAUUCUGGAAGCAUCUUAACUUUUAUGUUCACCCACAAGUGAAACUAACUGAGCUUCACCUGGGUGCAGAGCCUCUCGGAGUUGCUGAAUUUCCCAGGCGUCUCGAGUACAACUGCUCCAGGAAUCGUGUGGAGCUCUCACUUUUACACCUCAUUUGUGUUCUUCCAAAGUAAGAACAAAAGUCAGCUUUGAAAAUUUCUGCAUUUCUCAAAUGUGGGGAAACAUACCAGCAUCUGAGUGUUGUGGUAUUUCUCUCAAAAGGGAGCUAGAAGUGCUGAAUUGGUUCAAGUUGCAUGUGAUGGGGUAGGCUGGCUCUCUGUGACGAGCUUGCCGUGCACAGUGGGGGAGCACAGCCAGGGAUGACUGUCCAGUCACCACAGCCCCGCCGCUCCCUUGGAUCCUACCCCUAGCCCAGCCCCCAAGUCACACCACUUACCUGUCCCUGUUUACACUGAAAUUUCCAAGUUGGUAUCCACAGGCCUCUCGUGUCAAGAGAAAAGAGAUGGGGAGAAACUGGGCCCCACUGUGUGUUCCCUGCAGGUUUGGGAUCUGCUGAAACACUGUUCUGCAGAAGCCAGGUCAGGUUUGGAGAACUGCUGCGGGCUGGCUUUCUUCCAGGAGCCACAUGCCUUCUGUUAGCAGUCAUUCUCAUUCAUGGCCAGAGCCUCACAGUGGCACUGCUUGUGCUGUCACCAUCUUCUUGCUUGUGGUAUCAUUGCCUGAGCAAUGGCAGCUGGACUCUCGUCAUCAGAUUCAUGUUGCUGUCAGUUCCAAAUGGAUUUCAUACGUCCAGCUUUGCCUACAGGAACAUAAGUAGUCAUCUGACAUGUCUCAGUGGCCGCCAGGAGCCUUUAGUAGGGAGACAGGGAUGUGGGCCAGCAGAGCGGUGACUGCUCACGCAGCCUUGGCCGUGCUUCCCCCGCACCUGGAGCUUGCGGGAGCUCUUCCCCCGCACCUGGAGGCUUGUGGGAGCUCUUCGUUUUGAACUUGCGCAGUUGAGCAGUUCUGCCUCCCGGGCAAGCUCUGAUGGAGCGCAUCGAGUUCAGGCUCCGAGUUUUGUGGGCCACAAAGCCUCGUCUUACGGGGACAUGUUCUGUGUUUUGCUUUCUCCCCAUUUUCAAAGUCGGUCAUGCAUCUGUGUAUAAGGAAAUUUUAGGAGCUCUGCCGUUUACCGAACUGAUCUGACAACAGUGGUGUUAGGAUGGGAAAUACCUUGUGUGCUGUUUUCUUUCAGGAGGAGGCAAUUAUUGAUUUCCUAGAAUGUAAAGUUUUUCAGUGACAGUAUGUACAUUUUAAAGAGAAUUAUGAUUAACCUGUUAAUUUUUGAAAGUUUAUAAUAUUUAUAAUAUAUUUGGUCUGUAAAAAUGAUGAAAAAUAAAAUCGACCAUUGGUUGUAAUAGCUAUGAA
Molecule: messenger RNA, 9387 nt
Organism: Lepus europaeus (European hare)
Lineage: Eukaryota; Metazoa; Chordata; Mammalia; Lagomorpha; Leporidae
Gene: EPG5
Product: ectopic P-granules 5 autophagy tethering factor
Exons: 44
Coding region: 54-7793 (2579 amino acids)
Biological process (GO): autophagosome maturation
Cellular component (GO): cytoplasm
Source: RefSeq, a predicted model, not a curated record